Molecule: messenger RNA, 1562 nt
Organism: Castor canadensis (American beaver)
Lineage: Eukaryota; Metazoa; Chordata; Mammalia; Rodentia; Castoridae
Gene: Bicdl2
Product: BICD family like cargo adaptor 2
Biological process (GO): Golgi to secretory granule transport; vesicle transport along microtubule
Source: RefSeq, a predicted model, not a curated record
UGUCCUGUAAAGACCUGUCCCCAUAGACGCUGCAGAUGCCAUGAACUCCCCAGAAGGACCAAGUUUCCGGUCGGGGCUGCUCUCCGGGGGCGCCUCCCCCAGCGGAGAGGAGGGCUUCUUCCCCUUUGUGCUGGAGCGGCGGGAGUCAUUCCUGGGAGGGGGCCCAGGACCUGAAGAGUCCGAGGACCUGGCCCUGCAGCUGCAGCAGAAGGAGAAAGACCUGCUGCUGGCCGCUGAACUCGGCAAGAUGCUUCUGGAGCGGAAUGAGGAGCUGCAGCGGCAGCUGGAGACGCUGAGCGCCCAGCACUUGGAGCAUGAAGAACGGCUGCAGCAGGAGAAUCACGAGCUCCGCAGGGGCCUGGCUGCCAGGGGCGCCGAGUGGGAGGCCAGGGCUGUGGAGCUGGAGGGGGACGUGGAGGCCCUGCGGGCUCAGCUGGGGGAACAGCGCUCAGAGCAGCAGGACAGCGGGCGCGAGCGUGCACGAGCCCUCAGCGAACUCAGCGAGCAAAACCUCCGGCUCAGCCAGCAGCUGGCCCAGGCCUCCCAGACUGAGCAAGAGCUUCAGCGUGAGCUGGACGCCCUUCGGGGGCAGUGCCAGGCGCAAGCCCUGGCGGGGGCAGAGCUGAGGACACGGCUGGAGAGUCUGCAGGCUGAGAACCAGAUGCUGCAGAGCCGCAGGCAGGACCUGGAGACCCAAAUCCGAGGCCUGCGUGAGGAGGUGGACAAAGGCCAGGGCAGGCUACAGACCACCCACGAGGAGUUGCUGCUGCUAAGGCGUGAGAGGAAGGAACACAGUCUGGAGCUGGAACGCGCACGCUUCGAGGCUGGGGAGGCGCUGAGCGCACUUCGGAGGCUGCAGCGGCGGGUUUCGGAGCUGGAGGAGGAAUCUCGUCUCCAAGACGCGGAUGUGUCGUGCGCCUCGUUGCAGUCAGAGCUCGCUCACAGCCUAGACGGCGACCAGGGUCAGGAUGCCAAGGCGUGCGGAGACGCCGAGAGCACCUUGUCCCUGGAGGCAAAAGAAGUGUCCAGCUCCCAGCCUUCAGCCCAGGAGGAGAGCUUGGAGCCCCCCAAAAAGAGGGCACCCCUGAGCCCAGCGGAGACACUAGAGGAGAAGGAGGCAGAAGUAUCCAGGCUGCAAGAUGAGAUCGCGCUGCAGCGGACAGAGCUGCAGACCCUGCGGGAGGAGCUGCAAAGGCAGAAGGAGCUUCGAGCGCAGGACGACCCGGAGGAGACCCUGAGGAGCGCACUCUCGGACCGGGAUGAGGCCGUGAACAAGACCCUGGAAUUGUCUCUGGAGCUCAGCCGCGUCUCGCUGGAGCGGGACUCCCUGUCUCGCGAGCUGCUGCGCACGAUCCGCCAGAAGGUGGCGCUCACGCAGGAGCUCGAGGCCUGGCAGGACGACAUGCAGGUGGUGAUUGGUCAGCAGCUGCGCUCCCAGCGCCAGAAGGAGAUGGGCGCCGCCGCGGCCCCGCGCCGCGCCACGACCCGCUUCUCACUGCGCCUGGGCCCUGGGCAGGCCGGCGGCUUCCUCAGCAACCUCUUCCGAAGGACUUGAGGACGGC